AUGAGCUCAUACACCCAGCCGCAAUGGCCAUCUUGGGCCUAUACCCCCGAGGUCAACGACCCGUUUUCUGGCUAUCCUCAGUAUAGCAACAACUACUCCUCAUACCUCGCCGACUCAAUGGAGGCCUACCAGACCCACCACCACCACCACCUUGUCCACAAUCACCAGAUGUCGCGCACCACCGAGUCUAAGCCUCGUCUUUCCAAGGAGGAGGUUGAGCUUUUGGAGGCUGAGUUUCAGAAAAACCACAAGCCUAACAGCACCGUCAAGAAGGGAUUGGCUGAGUCAAUGAGGGUCGACAACGCCCGUAUUAAUAAUUGGUUCCAGAACCGACGUGCUCGUGAGAAGAAGGAGAAGAACAUCCGCGAAUAUGAGGCCAGACAGAAGCUUGAGCAAGAUCCGUCCCAGCCGGAAUCUGGCGACUCGGCUGCGCACCGCAAGAGCGAUCUUGUCGCUUCAAGCGCGCCAUUCCCAAGCACACAGACGGCCCCAUCCCGCUCACACACUGGAACUCCAGAUGGCUCUUCCAGCCCUGCCUCGCUCUUCCAGGCCAAGGAAACUCCUGUGUCCGACAGCAGUGUCAUUCUUCCAAGCACAGAGCUGUCUCCCCAGCUUUCUCCCGAGCUCACUGUCAAGCAAGAGCCCGGAUAUGACGAUGUUGCUUCUGCCCAGUAUGGCCAGAUGGGAAAUUCCGAAUUACUGGCCGACAACGAACUCUCCCCCAAUGCCCUCUCCGACAGCCACGAGCAAGAGUUUAUGCUCUCGGCCGGUGGCUCCGAAUCUGGCUAUUAUAUGAGCCAAUUGAACGGAUCAGCUGGAGCGCCAUUCCAAGCCUCUGGUGACUUUCAAACCGCCAACCCCCAGAAGCCCACCCAGAUCAUUGAUAUCGCAGCCCGCCGAAACCGCCGCCCUCCUCCUCUGUCAAUCAACAGUGGCUUAAGGAGCCACUCAACUGGCCUCCUGAAGACUGGAGUUGAAAUGGGCCGACGAGUCGAUGUCUGCAACUCGAUCCGACGAGUCGCCUCGUCCACUGGUCCUAUGCGUGUUCAGAAGCCGGUCGGCACACCCCGCAGCCCUUUCUUUAGUAGGGCCACUGGUGACGGAAUUCAGCUCAAGCGAUCCCCAGUCCUUUCUGGAAUCAAAGGCUCGAACGCACCACCAACUCCCGAUACCCCAGUUGUGAUCACGACACAGUCCCUGGAUUCUGCCCACCCAGACUCCGACUCCGACUCCAGUGAUAGGUUUUCUGUCCCUGACAUGACAAUCCAUGACCCUACCCUGCGAACACCACCAACGACUCCAGGCGUCAUGGAGGGAUAUUUCAGCCUCAAUGCCGUCUACGACAUGCAGAUGCCAUCGGAUGGCAAUCUGCUCACACCCAGCCUGGCCACUUACUCCAACAAUCUCGAUGUUGCUAAUGUGCCAAUGGCUGUCCCGGCGUAUAUCGCCAACCCUACUGGAUGCUCAAGCCAGCCAGUGACGCCAUCUCUCCCUGCUCACACAAACGGUGGAUAUUUUGGUAUCACUAACAACAAUGCCGAGUACCAAUGGCCCGAUCACUCCUCGCGCAACUCUUCGCCUGUUCGAGGUCCUCAGCAGCCUCAGUUCAUGAACAUGACAACAUCGAGCUUCUCUCCUUCUGACAGGUAA
Molecule: messenger RNA, 1650 nt
Organism: Clonostachys solani
Lineage: Eukaryota; Fungi; Ascomycota; Sordariomycetes; Hypocreales; Bionectriaceae
Source: the annotation of a GenBank genome assembly